AGCCGUGUGCGCUUUGUCCUCCGCAGGCUUCCGUAGGAUUCCUCUGCUGUCAGUGUUCCGCGGUGACAGUCAGACCAACAUCGCCGAGCCACACAACCCAAGCGCUCAACUAUGGAGGAGAUCAGCAACAUUGACGUGGUUCCUUGCACAGACUCCGACUACCUAAAGCCCUUCAGGCUGCACUACAACCAGAAUGGCACAAAAAAGUCCUGGGACUUCAUGCGAACUCAUGACAGUGUAUCUGUGCUGAUCUUCAACACCACCUCCCACUGUUUUGUCCUUGUCAAGCAGUUCCGUCCAGCUGUAUUCAUGUGUGAGUGGGAAAAGACCAAGACGCAGCCAUGUCAAUCUGCUGAAAAGACUGAGGAGGUGGUCGCCGAAGCUGCAGCGUCUAGUUCCGAGAGCCAGGAGGCCCAAGCGCCUACAGCGAAGGAAAGCCUGUCUGCAUGGCCGCCGGCCGCCGCUGGAGUCACCUACGAGCUGUGCGCCGGGCUGGUGGACAAGCCAAAUCUCUCCUUGGAGGAAAUCGCCAGACAGGAAGUACUGGAGGAGUGUGGCUAUGACGUGCCUGCUUCAAAACUCAAGAGGAUUACUUCUUAUCGGUCGGGCGUGGGCGUCACAGGCGCCAAGCAGACCAUGUUUUACGCCGAGGUGUCCGACGACAACUGCGUGAGCGCAGGCGGAGGUGAGCCGCGGGAGGGCGAGCUCAUUGAGGUAGUCAAAGUCCCGUUGCAUGAAGCCAUGACGUUCGCCUACAACGAGCGCAUCCCCAAAACCAUGGGCGUCAUAUUUAGCUUCAUUUGGUUCCAUAACAACAUGUCCCCGAAGUACAAGAUCUCCACCAACGUGUAACCACUAGUAACUUUGAUGUCAAAUCACUGGCCCAGCACACCUACUCGCCUCCUCAUAGCCCCUCACAUUUUUUUUUUGUUUGCCUUUUUCUUCAAUGGCACGUGAUGACAGGUGGACGUCUGCCACUAUUUUGUCGAACUUUUUUUGUGUAUUGUUCCUAAAUGCAGACUGCCUCAGCAGGCUGUCACUCGCACUUUUCUCCCCCGAGUUUUAUGUCAUUUUUCAUGAAAAUGUUUGUUGCCAGGCAUCGAAAAUGGUAUCACAUAUCCCUGGUUUUAAGUAAACGAAUGCUCCACUGCUUAAACUUUUGCGUUGACACAAGCUUCAGCUGCAGACAUCUAUUUUUUGAACUACUGUGUUGAGCCCUAUUUUUCAAAUGCCCAGUUUUGGAAAAAUAUAUAUUUUUUUGAAAUGUGCCCUUUGAAAUCUCUUAUUUAAGAUGCGGUUUUGAAAAAGAAAAAAAAAAAGAAAGCAAACAGCGGAGCAUUCCUUUACACUGCGAGCCAGUAAUGCAAAAACUAUGCUAGUCAAUGGCGGCGGCCUUUGAUCAUGGUGAUGGUUGCACCGUGUUGUUAGCAAUGCCUCAAACCGUUUCCUUGUUCUGCAGACUUUUAAUUGAUACCAACGCAAUACGCACAUUUUUGGAAAUGUAUCAACAUACUUGCAGAUUGUUGCUUAGCACUAUUAGCUUAAGCACAGUUUGUGUGAUUGCGUGAGUACCAAACACGAUGAAAGCCACCCUGAAUGGUAUUGAACUCCUGCUGCACCCAACAAGUAAUAAGAACGUGAACGACUCCGUUCACAUAAAGGUUGGUUUUAAUUCCAUUUCGGUUGCGUCAGUUUUGCUGGAAUGAAGUCUGACUGGAUAAAAAGAAAAAUAGUAAUCUUCAUGUGUUGGCUUACAUUCUAAUCAUAUAAGGCAAUGUUUAGGUAGGACGUUAACUCGUUAACUAUCUAUUGUAAUGCAAAAAAAAUUGCUGCGUCACACACAAACUGGAUCCUACUUUGCUGUUUGCUAAAAGCUCAGGUCCGAUAAUAAAACUCUGGAUGAAUCUCUGGAUGUGUGAGGCUGACCAGCAUUUUAAUAUCAUACUUCAAACUCACCUGCAGCAAAGUCUCCAAUCGUCCUACUAUCUAUGAGUAUUCCUCCUCGUUCGAAUAAAGGGCUGGUACCGCAUCGUAAUGUUCCGCAUGUCAGGUGGAAGAAUUUCCCACCAUAUCUUAAUUUUCCUUUUGGACAAGUAUGCAAAAACGUAUUGUAGAUAACCAAUCUCUUGGUAGGAACCUCUCUUAUGGACCUGAGUGACUGAAAAAAAUGUGUUGAAAUGUUAUUGACUGAACUUUAACACAGAAAUGUGAGCUGUAGACACCAUGUGAAAAAACACGUUAUUUGUUGCAAAAUAAGGUGACAAUCAACAUUUAUACGCGGUCACUUCCUUCACAGAGUAGGUUAGAGUAAUGAUCUCAACAAUGUUAGUGAUAAUCCCAGUUUUUGCAGAAGCAAUAGAAUAGUUCCAGGUGUCCUAGUGCAAUAAUUCGGUACAGUUUGGAUUUCACCCACACAAUUUCUACCAAUAUCAGCGAUACUCUCCUCUGUGUCUUUUCUAGGCAUUCUUUUAUGCAGAGUUGAAUGUUUUUGCAGUAAUUUUUUGAAUUCUGAGGUAGUCAAGCACUCACACUAAUGCAUAUAAAUGUCAUUUCUCAACAUUUGCAGCCCAUAUAGAAUACACAAAUAAGGGCAGGGACGAACUAUUGCCGCUUUCUCACUAUGUAGUACUCGUUUUAACUUGGCUCCAGUUACUUUGGGUGGUUUUUCAAUGUAUUUAUUUUUUCCCAACAUGUGGCUGUUAACUACAGUGAAAAUAUAAUUUGGAAACAAAUAUUGUUAGUUUAUUUUUCAAAUUAUUAUUAUUAUUUUUAAAAACUAAAUUUAUUCAAGAGGAGAUUGAGGGCCACUGCAGCAAAGUAUGAACUGUGGAGUAUGUUACCGUAGCGGACAGAAAUGAGGUAUGGCAACAGGGUACGCUAAUGUUAGUUAGCAUGUGAGCUAAAAAAAAUAUUUCCAAAAAUGAGAAAACAAGCACAUUUUAUUUGUGCAAAAUUGAUAACAUUGUAAUAAUUAUUUUUGGACGAAUAUUUUUGUUCCCAGACAAGUCUAUAAGCCGCAGGUGUACACAUUGAAACAUGAAAUAUUUACACAGGCGUCUACUGUAAAAGUCAUUGAGCGCAGUAUUUGUCCCACGCUGCUGCCUUUUGUGGUCCGUUAGUGGUGGUGGAUUUCCAUUCUUUGUGUUGUUUGUCUGUCUCCUUUUUCGAUAGCCCGGUUGAUCGGCUUAGGAUGUGGGGCCGCGUCUUGUGCAUUUUGUCUUUUCUGCUAAUGAUAACGGUGAGUCCAUAUGGCGCUAAAUGGCUUACUAAAUGAUUGCGUGUGUGGGUUUGAUUUAAUGUGAAGUUUUUUUAAUUGGCCCACCAUGACCCGUUCGGCAAUUUCAUCGAUCUUGAUGCAGUGGUGUUCAAAGUGUGGUUCGGGGGGCCAAAUAUCGCCCCUCACCUUGUUUUUUAUUGGCCCUCAGCAGAUCAUAAGAAGUAAAUAAAUUCAUUAUCAUCAAGAUGUUAUUAGUUAUGCUGUCAAACGAUACAUUUUUAUAAUCAGAUUAAUCACAGUUUUACAUUUGGAUUAAGUACAUGUUUUACCAUUAGUAUAAACUUGCUUAUCAAUUGGCAAAUGAUUCUAUUAACUUAACUCACUAAUGCAAUUUUGUUGUUAGAAUUGAUAGAAGGUAAAAGAGCACAUUUAUUUUCCGUGUUUAUUGCAAUAUAUUUUAGAAUUAAUUACACAUGUAUUGACGCAUAUUGGGUCGCUUUAAGCAUCUUUAAUCUACAAAAUGUAUCACAGUGGCCCCCACGUCCUUCAAUUUUGCUUUCCGCAGGCCUUGCCGGAAAAGGUUUGAGUGGUCUGAUGUGACGAGGCUAAAUUUAUUGGUGGCAUGUGAAGCGUGUGAACCCGGAAAAUCUAUAAAUUAGCCGGAGCGUUGUAUAAAACUAAGUGUUCAAAGGGUGGGAAAGAAGUAGCUGCUUUCCGUCCGGAAAUUACAGUAUUUUUGUUACUUCUAUUCAAAAACUGCUCAACCAAUGAGCAACCAGCAGUAGUUUACACCGCCCGCAUGGACCGGGUACUAGAAAUAACAAUUUUUUUCUACAAAUAGAAACACUAAGGUGAGCCAAGUCGGUACUGUGCAGUAAAAAAGGGCUGUCUUUAAAAGCCUCCAAUCAGAUUUCUUUGAUGUCAUCCCUUUGCUGCUCACAGCCCACAGGGGCCUACUUUAAAUAGUAUCCGGGGACUGCCAUAGAGCAUUGUUAUGAUAUGCUGUGAUGUACAAUAUUAAUCCUUAUAAUCCGCAGUUAGGUUUUAUCUGGCAUUUCAUCACCAAAUUCUUGCAAUUUCAAAAGGAGUUGCACUUUCUAAGGCAGCGACACUUUAUACGUUUUUUUUUUUUUUGGUGAGACAGGUUUUUAAUUUUCAUUUACAUUUUACCACAAGACUGUCCGAUCCUGUGCAAACUUGUCAAAAUGUGAUCCAUGUUUGGAAAUGUUAAAGAGAUACUGCACUUUGCCCAUGAGUCAAAAUUCUUAUGUAAGACAAGAAAAUGUAUGUUUUUAUAUUUUUAUGCAUUCUAUAUCGUAAAUAAAUGUUAAUAAAAGUCAGCUAACAAUGGAGUCAAUGGGAGCUCCUCUACUCUGCCCGCGAAGCCCUCUGAAAAACCAUCUAAAAACCGCCAACAAUGCCUAUUUAAAUAUCGUGAUCUGAAUAUUAACUAAGUAUCAGCAAUAUUGCUAUUGUAAGACGAUCUAUUUUUAGCGGCGCAUUGAUCACGAAGAGCUAACUAGCCUAUGCUGCUGUAUUGAAACGUUGACCUGGUGUCCGGCUGCUGCUUCAUCUUCUGGUUUGGUAAAAGCUAAUUCUAGAUUACAAAUCACCUGGAGAGUAGCAUGUUGUUACCAUAGGCCAAGAAGUGGCCAUCUUUGACAUUCAACUUAUACCCGAAGAUGGCAGGAAAGACACAAAAAGACGCUUGUUUGGGGCAACUUUUUUCACAAGGACGAUUAAAUCUUCAUCUAAACGGGAAGAUAUAAAAAUCCCAUCAGUGGUCAUCCCAGUGAAAGCAGACAUUGUGCAGUAAGUAAUUGUUUUAGUAUGUUCAUAGUUUAUAUUUCUUGUUUACCACUUAGCAAUACUGCUACACGAUGCUUCGUGUUUCACUUAAUAUUGGAUCUGUUAAGCACACAGCUCAUCGUCCGUAUAAUCAGGCUCAAAAAUAUAAGGUUCUGAUCAUAAUUUGUCCAAAAGUAUUCUUUGUUGUUUCUCACAAAGUCUGCCGUGAGUAGUAGAUUUGCUGUUGUUAAAGGGAAAUGUAAACGUGAAAUUAAUACGCCACUGUAUGCUUAAAAUGAGCAAAAUAAGUAAAUGUUACUGUAAAUUCCGGACUGUAAGCUGCUACUUUCUUCCUAGAUUUUGAACCCUGCGGCCUAUAAAACGGAGCGGCUAUUUUUUUCCGCUAAUGCCCAUAAGGUUUUGUCAUCAAUAGUUUGCAUUAAACUGAAAUGGUGUGUUAUUGUCUAUGCCUCGGCACCAACUUUUGGGCGAGUUUGCUCACUGCAGAUAUUGCGGGUUGAAAAUGUACUUCCUGUUUUGAUGGGAUAAACCAGAAAUAAGCGUCCGUCGCGUUUUGCUAUAAAGAAUUCUUCAUUCAUCACUCCAAGCAACCUUUGUAGGUUUCACAGUUUAACUAAAAAUGUCUUACUUACUGAACCGUCCCAUGUGUGACGCCUGUAGGAGUGUUUUCAUGCAUGUUUUUAUGUGCUAUGGUAAUGUAAUCAAGCUUGCGUUGUUAACAUUAGCUAAUAUGUUAACAUGUUUACCGGUGUCUGUGUUAGUGUUAAUCACUUACUUUUUGGUGUUGUUUCAAUUUCACAAAUUCCUCAUUACAUUCGCCAAAACGUCACCGUGGGGUUAUUGAGUCUGUUUAGCUGAUUGGAGAGCUAGCUUCCGCAGCUUGUGGGUCCAAUACGAUGACUUCUGUUUUGUUUGAUCAUACGUUUUACUGCCGUGUUACAGGAAACAAUUAAGAUAUGUAAAUAAACAUUUACAAAAUAUUCCUGUGUAAAUAACUUAUGUAACAACGUAUGUAUGUGCGACUUAUAGUCGGGUGCGGCUAAUACAUGGGGAAAAAAAUUUCUUCUAGAAUUUUGUGGUUGCGCCUUAUCCUGGUGCGCUGUAAAGUCCGGAAAGUACGGCAUUUGUUAUUAUUAGAGAUGUCCGAUAAAAUUGGACUGCCAAUAUUAUUGACCGAUAAAUGGUUGAAAAUGUAAUAUCGGAAAUUAUUGGUAUCGGUUUCAAAAGUUAAUAUUUAUGACUUUUUAAAACGCCCCUGUGUAGACGGACGUAGGGAGAAGUAUAGAGCACCAAUAAACUUUAAAGGCACUGGCUUUGCGUGCCCAGUCACAUAAUAUCUACAACUUUUAUCUAGAACUGAAUGCAAGGCAUACUUGGUCUACAGCCAUACAGGUCACACUGAGAAUGUCCGUAUAAACAACUUUAACACUGUUACAAAUAUGUGCCACACUGUGAACCCACGCCAAACAACAAUGAAAACCACAUUUUGAGAGAACAUCCGCACCGUAACACAACAUAAACACAACAGAACAAAUACCCAGAAUCCAUUGCAGCACUAACUCUUCCGGGACGCUACAAGAUACACACCCCGCCCACCUCAACCUCCUCAUACCCCCUCAGGGAGAGCAUGACCCAAAUUCCAAGCUGCUCUUUUGAGGCAUGUUUAAAAAAAAUAAUGUACUUUGUGACUUCAAUAAUAAAUAUGGCAGUGCCAUGUUGGCAUUUUUUUCCAUAACUUGAGUUGAUUUAUUGUGGGAAACCUUGUUACAUUGUUUAAUGCAUCCAGCGGGGCAUCACAACAAAAUUAGAAAUACUUAUGUGUUAAUUCCACGACUGUAUAUAUCGGUAUCGGUAAUUAAGAGUUGGACAAUAUCGGAUAUCGGCAAAAAAGCCAUUAUCGGACAUCUCUAGUUUUUCUGCAUGUGUCAGUUACUGCAUUACAUAUAUAUGUACAGUCUGUAUAUAAAACGUUGAUGGAGCUUUUUCAAAAUGCUUUAUAGGCGGAAUAAAGCGACUCCAAUUGGUUCCAUUGUUAGCUGACUUGCAAACAAUUUUUUACGAUUUAGAAGGGAUUAAAAAAAAAGUAAAACAUUCCGUGUGUUCUUGUCUGGCAUAGGAAUUUUGAAAAUAGGCAAAAUAGAAAAAAAUAAAGUGCAUUCCUCCUUUAAGAGACAUCACACCUGCACAAUAUCUGCAUCUUUGCAAUUGAUUUCCAAGCCAUUUUUUUCCAGUCGGAAGUGACGUUUGCCACUAAAAAAGCCAUAUGCUCGCUCUCUUUUAACGCUGGCGAGGUAUGCAGCUGGUGGUUUUCAAAUUCCUCCUUGCCUGCGGUAACGAUAGGACCAUGAGCUCAACGUUAAAGACACUUCUACCUCCAUCACUCAGGCACACAACCCAACUAUUUUGUGCCUGUUUGCUGUCUAACACGGCGCUGACAUAUCCGACUCUCAGCAUCGCAUCAGAAAACGAUUUCUUUCAGCAGAUUUCAGUGUUAUAUCUUAUUCCCCAUGACUAUGCUGUAGUUGCUUAUUUAACUGUGACUGUUUAUUUUAUAUCUCUGCACUUUUUUUUUCAUUUUUUUUUUUUUUCAUGUCGCUGCGAUUUCUUUGAUAAAGGUGCUAAAUGUGUCCUAUUUAGUAAGACAGGUGGAGUACUGUUAAAUUAGGAGUUGAUAUGCGGACGUCGCAGUUCAUAUAUUAACUGUUUGUCUCACUUUCUUCAUCAGGCACCACAGCUUUAUUCAUUUACCUUUUUCCGGGUUCUUUUUAGCAGACUGGUAGCUGGAUUUAGACAAUCUACAGGAAAGUAAUCCGCUAUAAAACUCUUCAUAUUGACAAGAUAUGUACUGGAAAUACAAGGUAUUUACAUUUUUCUUUAUCACAAAGUCUUCAGUCAUGUUUUUAUUGUCUGACUUUCUUUCUUAAAAAAAAAAAAAAUAGACACAAAUACGUGUUUUACGCUUUAUUAAGAGUGUUGGAUCUCUCUGCCCGUUGUUUUUCGGUAUUGUUCCAAUUCAGUUCAUUCUACUGACUCAGUGUUAAUAUAGGGUAAUUUUAAAAACAUGACUCUUGGUACAAACAAAAUAAGAUACUUUGCAUGUGCACUAACUGUGGUGGAUUAAGCUGAAAUAAAAUGGGUGCAAUACCCAGAAAUCAUUUUGA
Messenger RNA from Nerophis ophidion (straightnose pipefish), 8187 nucleotides. RefSeq names its product nudix (nucleoside diphosphate linked moiety X)-type motif 14 (gene nudt14). Gene Ontology annotation, molecular function: UDP-sugar diphosphatase activity; metal ion binding. Bases 112 to 852 code for a protein of 246 amino acids. The record is from RefSeq and is a predicted model, not a curated record. The transcript has 5 exons. Lineage: Eukaryota; Metazoa; Chordata; Actinopteri; Syngnathiformes; Syngnathidae. Gene Ontology annotation, biological process: ribose phosphate metabolic process; nucleoside phosphate metabolic process.